Messenger RNA from Bipolaris maydis ATCC 48331, 413 nucleotides. NCBI's taxonomy places the organism in Eukaryota, Fungi, Ascomycota, Dothideomycetes, Pleosporales, Pleosporaceae. The record is from RefSeq and is a predicted model, not a curated record.
AUGAAUAUCGGCUCAUGGGUUGACAUCUCUACCAUGUCUAUUGUUUUUCUUGCAAUCGGUGGAGUGAUAGCCGUUCUUAGCUUCAUAAUUCUCGCCGCUACCAUUAUGGACAUUUCAAACCGCAGGAGGCGAAAAGACGACAAGGGAACGUUUUCGUCAGAAGAGAUGGAAAGGGACAGCAUAGAUUUCGAGCUCUUGGAGAAGGAUAUUAUCGAGGUGACUGUGUCAAGGGUACCGAGCACAUCGCAGAGUAACCCACCUCAAGGCACAUAUGCUCCGCGAAUGCCAUCAAUACCGGGUCAGUGUGAAAAUUUGUCGAAAUUGGUAGCACUGCAGCUGACUUGAGAAGUGUGUGAGUGGUUUACAAGGGAUCGAUCCGUCACGAAAUCGUCGUAAUCGACCUGAUUGCCUGU